This is a messenger RNA of Cryptomeria japonica (Japanese cedar), 2049 nucleotides long. RefSeq names its product protein NRT1/ PTR FAMILY 2.13. Gene Ontology annotation, biological process: transmembrane transport; oligopeptide transport. The coding region runs from base 35 to 1765 and encodes 576 amino acids. The record is from RefSeq and is a predicted model, not a curated record. Gene Ontology annotation, cellular component: plasma membrane. Lineage: Eukaryota; Viridiplantae; Streptophyta; Pinopsida; Cupressales; Cupressaceae. The transcript is spliced from 4 exons. Gene Ontology annotation, molecular function: transmembrane transporter activity.
CACAUGAUUCACCCGCAUUCAUAUUUCGUUUAAGAUGGUAGCAGAUCGUACGGUUGAGAUGGAUAUUCAGCUUUGCUCAUCUGAAACUCAAACUACUCAGUUAGCAGUUGAAAAACCAGAGGAGAAUUUGGGGGAGAACUCAACUGUUAAUUACAUAGCUGAGGAGGAGAGUGGAGGAUGGAAGACAUUUCCUUUCAUCAUAGGAAGUGAGCUCUGCACUGGAAUAGCAAUCACUGGUUUGUUGGCAAACAUGAUUGUUUACUUGACUACAGAGUUCAACAUAAACAACAUUGAAGCCACUCAUAUCCUCAACAUAUCCGGUGGAGGAAGUGAGCUGUCUCCUUUAAUAGGAGCAUUUCUUGCAGAUGCUUUUCUGGGUCGCUUUUGCGCAAUUUCCAUAUCUUCAGUUAUAACGUUCAUUGCAAUGAUUCUUCUACUGCUGACAGCUAUUAUAGAUCCCUUAAGACCACCUCCAUGUAGCCCCAGUGUAAGAGCUACAGGAAGUUGUGUUGGCCCCACCACAGGACAGCAUGCUGUUCUGUAUGUUUACUUCGCAUUAUUAAUUGCAGGAUCUGCAGGAUCAAGUAAUUCAGGAGCUUUUGGAGCAGAUCAAUUUGCAAAGGGUGGUGGAAAACAGCUUCAGAGUUUCUUCAACUGGUAUUAUUGUGUGCUCUAUAUCUCAAUAAUGAUAGCCUCCACUGUAAUUGUGUAUAUUGAAUCCAGUGUAAGCUGGGCAUGGGGAUUUGGGAUUUGUCUUGCCCUGAAUGUAAUAGCUUUGAUAUUAUUUUUCUCUGGGACGAGGUUGUACAAUCGUGUGCGUCCACAGGGCAGCCCAUACACAAGGCUUGCACAAGUGAUAGUGGCGUGCCUUAGAAAAAGGCAUUUGAAAUUGCCUGCCAUUGCAGAGGAUUUUUACUAUGGAGUAAAGGUUGAAUCCGGGCUUCCCCUUACACAGCAGCUCAGGUUUCUAAACAAGGCUGCCAUAAAAACAUCAUCAGACAUAUCUCCAGAAGGUCAUACAAAUCUCAGCCCAUGGAAAUUAUGCACAGUUCAACAAGUGGAAGACCUGAAAUGUAUUAUAAAAACGUUGCCAAUAUGGAGCUGUAUAGUAGCUCCGGCCAUUAUAAACACCCAGGUGGGCACAUUCUCAGUGUUGCAAGCCCUGGCAAUGGACAGGCAUCUGGGCCCUCAUUUCAACAUACCUGCUGCCUCUUUCUUUGUCUUCGGUCUCCUGGCAUCCUCAAUAACGUUAUGUGUCUAUGAAAAUGUGGUGGUUCCCUGGGCUACUGCGAGGGAAAUAAAAAUAACAAAGCUGAUGAGAAUAGGAUUAGGCAUGGCAAUCAAUAUUGUGGGAAUUGGAGUGGCCGCCAUAGUGGAGAGAAAACGUAGAGAGAACAGAUCAGUAGUUCCAUUGUCGAUAUUUUGGCUCCUUCCUCAGCAAGUAAUUUUCGGGGUGGCAGGUGCGUUUAGCGUUGGGAUUAUUGAUUUCUUUUACUCUGAAUUUCCAGAAACAGCACGCAGCACUGCCGCUGGUUUAGUGGGUGCAAGUGGUGCAGUGGGCUUUUAUUUGAGCAGUUUGUUAGUGGCUAUCAUUCAUAAAAACACUGAUUGGCUUACUAAUGAUCUGAACCAGAGUCGUCUUGAUUACUUUUACACCUUUCUUUGUGUAAUUGGAGUGCUGAAUAUGGCCUAUUUCUUCCCAUGCGCUCGUUGGUAUAAAUACAAAGCACAAGCAGUCAACUCCCACAACAUGUCUAUGCCUUAACUUUGCUCUCCUUGUAUGUGUGUGUAAAGAAUCCAUUUAUUGGCAGAAAGACAGAGAAUAACAUAAAAGAAAAACGUACCUUCUCUCAUGAUAGACACACUCAUGUUGAAGUGUUAUAUUGAGGGGAGGAUAGCAUCUUGUUCAUGGCCAACAAAUCUUCUUCUUUGUAAGAGAGAGAUUGGUAAAAAGGAUGUCGCAUUCACAACCUCUACAGAUGUGUUAUACAUCCUCUGUCAUAAGAUAUUUCCUUUCCCUUCUUCAAUAAUAGGUAAAUAUUUUCUCUA